AUGAGUUAUGAUUUCUUAUUGAGAACUAUUAUGGCAGGAAAGUAAAUUAGAGAUGAUCAAAUAGCCUUUGAUCCUGAUUGCAUACCUCCAGACUUUGAUAUAGCGCGUCUGCAUUAAGUAUACAAUCAAUUGAAUAUGAGAAAGCUAGUGCAGUUGGCAAAAACAUUUCAUAAGAAGAAAUAGCUAAUUUAUAAGAAGCACGUUGUCCAUGUUGUUUAAAAUGGACAGAGAAAACUACAAUGUCAAUGAAAGUAAACCCAUUGAAAUUAUCCUUUCUUGGAACAGGAGUACCAUUAUUUUUUGAUUUCAUAAAAUAAUGCAUUACAAUUUUGAUCAUAAUGUUUUGUACUUCUGGAGAUUAUAAUUUAAUAACUAACAUUGCUUUUGGAACAAGUUGUCAAAAGGAUUUAGAUGAUACAAAUACAAGUGAUAAUUGUGACUUAAAUUAUAUCACAUAAUCAUCAUUGGCAAAUAAACGUUUAGAUUCUUCAUUAAUGAAUCUACAAUAGAUGUUAAAUUUAGUCUCGAUCUUUAUAAUAAUAAUUUUACUUCAAUACAUAAGAAUUUAAUAGAGAACAAUCCUUAGAGAUUGUGAUUUUCAUACAACCACACCUUCAGAUUUUGGAGUUAAGUUAAGUCACAUUCCUGUAGAGAAUGCUGGUUAGAUCAAAGAUAGACUUACUAAAGUACUUAAUGAAUUUUUGGAAAAAUGUAAUUAUUUUGACAUAUUCAAUUAGAUGUACCUUAUGAUCCAAAAGUAUUAAAAUAUAUGGAGUAGAAGAUGAAGAGAAAGAAUGUUAAAAAGGAAUAUAAGAUUCCUCCUAGAAUCCAUUCAAUAACACUUUGUUAUGAUAUUUCUAAAUAUGAAGAGUUGAAUGGUAAAAAAGAAUCAUUUGUUAAAGAGAAGUAAAAGUAUUUACAAAAAAUGUAUGAAAACUAUAGUCCAGAAGAUGGACUAUUGCAGAAAGUGGAUGGAGUAUAUGUAGAUAAUGAACUUAAUGAAAUUGAGAAGAAUUUAGAGUCAGCUAAAUAAUAAGUGAAGUUGUAUUUUGAUUAAUUCCUUGAUCCAAAUAGUGAAUAAAAGGAAUUUGUAGGAAUUGCAUUUAUGACCUUUUAAUGGGAAGCAGAUUAAGAAGCUUUUAUUAAUUUGAAUAGAACAACUGUUUGGGGUAGAUAUUUUGGAGAAUAGACAAAAAUAUAUUUGGAUGAUUAAAAUAUAGUUGUGGAUGAAGCUCCUGAACCAAAUGAUAUAAGUUGGCAAAAUUUACAUAUUGGAAAUAAUAAAAAGAUAUUUAAUAGAGUUUUGAGCGUAAUCUUAAUUGGUAUAUAAUUAUGUUUUACAAGUUGGGCUAUUUUCAACAUUUCUAAAUUACAAUAAGAAUUGUUAGAGAAAGAGAAUCUACUUUUAAAGAAGUUAGCAUCUCUUGCUUCAGUGAUCAUCAUAUUUAUUAAUUACUUAUUGUCUUAUAGUAUUAAGAAGAUAGCAGCAUUCCAAGGAUUUUCAACUAAUACUGGUCAUCAUAUUUCAAUUGCUACUUCAGCUGGAAUUGCUUAAUUUGUAAAUAGUGCUUUAGUAACAUGGUUAGUAUUUACACUUCUUUUUGAUGAAAAUUAUUAUAAAGAUGGUGGUUUAAUUUAUAAUUAGACAUAUGUUUUCAUUUCCAAUAUGAUAAUACCUGCAAUAACUGCUAUUCUUGAUCCAUCAUAUUGGCUUAAAGUAUAUUAGAGAUAUUAAGAAGAAUAAAAGGGAAAAUACUCUGUUUGUACUUAAGAAUAAUUGCAUAAGUAGAUUCAAAUUUGUAUUUAAUAGAUUAUUUGAAAACAAUGAAGAAACAUUAUCUGAUCGUUAUGCUGGUAUAAUAAAAACAAUGUUAAUGACUUCAUUUUAUGCAAGUAUUAUACCUUUAGGUAUAUUAUUUUCAAUUAUAGCAUUAACAAUAUUAUAUUGGGUAUAUAAAUAUUAGUUUCUGAGAAGAAGAACAUUUAAAUAAUCUUUGAGUUUCAAUCUAUCAAUAGAAAUGACAGAAGUAUUAGAAUAUAUGAUACCUAUUUAUUGUGUAAGAUAUCUUUUUUAAUUUAGUUUUCUAAUUUCUGGUUUUAAUAUACUUUUACUAAAGGGAAAGAUGUUUCUUCAUUUGCAAUAAUUGGAGUUGUUGUUGGAAUAGUUAAUGCUGUACUACCAUGCUAUGAAUUAAAUUAAGCUUUAUUCAUUAUAGAGGAUUAUGAGUAGAUGACAAGACCUUAUAAAAAGAUAGAGAAAUAGUUGGAUAGUGAUUAUAGUAGGAACAAUCCAGCUACAUAAGAUCAAGCAAAAGAGAAAUUCAUUUAAAGUAUGCGUGUUAAUAAAUGACGUU
Paramecium pentaurelia is the source of this 2354-nucleotide messenger RNA. The record is from the annotation of a GenBank genome assembly. Lineage: Eukaryota; Ciliophora; Oligohymenophorea; Peniculida; Parameciidae.